This is a messenger RNA of Alligator mississippiensis (American alligator), 10625 nucleotides long. RefSeq names its product progesterone receptor (gene PGR). Gene Ontology annotation, molecular function: sequence-specific DNA binding; nuclear steroid receptor activity; steroid binding. Gene Ontology annotation, cellular component: nucleus. Gene Ontology annotation, biological process: steroid hormone receptor signaling pathway; regulation of DNA-templated transcription. The coding region runs from base 289 to 2439 and encodes 716 amino acids. NCBI's taxonomy places the organism in Eukaryota, Metazoa, Chordata, Crocodylia, Alligatoridae. The transcript is spliced from 8 exons. The record is from RefSeq and is a predicted model, not a curated record.
CCUCCGCCCCGGUGCCCGCCGGCUGCCAGGCUCGCACCCCCCCUCGGCCGCGGGAGCAUCCUCGCCUCCGGGCCGCCCCGGGGGUGUGCGAGGGGCGGGGCGGCCGCCCAUUCGCUGGCGGCGGGGAGCGGCGGCUGGUCUGGAGCCGGAGCCGCAGUCGGGGCAUCGCGGGACGCGCCGGGCUGCAGCCGCUUUCGCUUCCCCCUGGGCCGACAUCUGCCCGGGCCCGAGAGAUGUGAGCGGCCGCGCCCAGCCCCAGCCCGAGCCGCGGAGGUGCCAGGGGCCGGCAUGACGGACGUGAGGGCCACGGACCCCCGGGCGCCUCCCUGCGCCGCCGACGGGACGGGCUCCCCCGCCGCCGCCGCCGGCGCGCCCUUCCGCGGGCAGCCCGAGCCCCUGGACGCGGCGCUGGACGGGCUGCUCUACCCGCGCAGCAGCGACGACGACGACGAGGAGGGGGAAGGGGAGGAGGCGGCGGCGGCGGCCGAGGAGGCGGAGCGGGGCCGGGAGCGGGCGGCGGGCGGCGGCUGCUCUGUGUUCCGGGGCGCCCCGGCGGACAAGGACGCGCUGGACAGCGUCCUGGACACGCUGCUGGCUCCCGCCGGGCCGCCCAGCCCCGCCGCCUGGGCGCUCUUCGGCGCCGGCCUCGCCGACCUGCCCGGCGCCAGCCGCCACGCCGAGCCGCGGCCGGGGGAGGCGCCGCCGUGGCCCGCCGCCAAGGCGCCCGCGGGGGGACGCGGCGCGGCGCCGAGCCCCGACGGCGACGCCCCGGACUACCUGCACGUGCCCCUGCUGCCCCUCAACUCGGCCUACCUGGCCUCGCGCACGCGGCAGCUGCUGGACGGCGAGGGCGGCGAGGGCCCGCGGGGCUCCCCCGCGCCCGCCCCGCCGGACCCGCCCGACCCGCCGCCCUUCGCCUACGGCGGCGACCUGCAGCCCGCGCUGAAGAUCAAGGAGGAGGGCCUGGGCGCCGCGCCCUACCUGGGCGCCGAGCCGCCCGCCGGCGCCGACUACGCGCUGCUGCCCGCGCCGCCCCGCGCCGGCCCCGACGCCGCGCUCGAGGUGGUGCUGUACAAGGCCGAGCCCGCGGCCGCCUACGGCGCCCCAGGGCUCUACCGCGCCGCGGCGCCGCGGGACUCGCUGCCCUCCACGUCCGCCGCGCCGCCGGCCCUGUACGCGCCCGCCGGCCUCAACGGGCACCAGCCGCUCGGCUUCCCGGCCGCCGCGCUCAGGGACGGCUUGCCCCACGUCUACCCGCCCUAUCUCGGCUACGUGAGGCCACAUACUGAAAUGAGCCAGAGUCCUCAAUUCAGUUUUGAAUCUUUACCUCAGAAGAUUUGCCUGAUCUGUGGUGAUGAAGCUUCUGGUUGCCACUAUGGAGUACUUACCUGUGGAAGCUGUAAAGUCUUCUUCAAGAGGGCCAUGGAAGGGCAGCAUAACUAUUUAUGUGCUGGAAGAAAUGACUGCAUAGUUGAUAAAAUCCGUAGGAAGAACUGUCCAGCAUGCCGCUUGAGGAAGUGCUGUCAAGCUGGAAUGGUCCUUGGAGGUCGAAAGUUUAAAAAGUUUAACAAAGUCAAAGUUGUGAGGACACUAGAUGUUGCACUACAGCAGUCUUCAGGCCUUCCAGAAGAAAAUCAAGCUCUAGCCCAGAGGCUAUCCUUUUCUCCCAAUCAUGAUAUACAGUUUGUUCCCCCAUUGAUAAGUGUCCUACAGGGCAUUGAGCCAGAAGUUGUCUAUGCAGGUUAUGACAACACGAAACCUGAAACACCAAGUUCUUUACUGACCAGUCUAAAUCAGCUAUGUGAGAGGCAACUCCUUUCUGUAGUCAAGUGGUCUAAAUCACUACCAGGAUUCCGGAAUUUGCACAUUGAUGAUCAGAUAACCCUCAUCCAGUACUCUUGGAUGAGUCUAAUGGUGUUUGCAUUGGGAUGGAGAUCAUAUAAGCAUGUCAGUGGUCAGAUGUUAUAUUUUGCACCUGAUUUGAUUCUAAACGAACAGAGGAUGAAAGAGUCAUCAUUCUAUUCACUGUGUCUAUCCAUGUGGCAGCUCCCACAGGAAUUUGUCAGACUACAAGUUAGCCAGGAGGAGUUCCUCUGUAUGAAAGCACUGUUACUUCUCAAUACAAUUCCUUUGGAAGGUCUAAGAAGUCAAAGCCAAUUUGAUGAGAUGAGAGCAAGUUACAUUAGAGAACUGGUCAAAGCAGUUGGAUUGCGCCAGAAAGGAGUAGUGGCCAACUCGCAGCGUUUUUAUCAGCUUACGAAACUCAUGGACUCCAUGCAUGAUCUAGUGAAACAACUCCAUCUGUUCUGUCUGAACACCUUUCUUCAGUCUCGGGCACUGAGUGUUGAAUUCCCAGAGAUGAUGUCAGAAGUGAUUGCUGCCCAACUACCCAAGAUUCUGGCAGGGAUGGUGAAACCUCUCCUUUUUCACAAAAAGUGAAAUGUCUUUUCUCUUAUUGUAGAGAUGAUUUUUGUGCCUUUGUUCGUUUGUUUAUUUUGGUCAGGAUUUUGCAGUGUCAGGACUUUAAGAUAUUUGUUUUAUUUACCUACCGCCUUACACCUGUAACAUACAAUUGCUCUAUAAGUUUGAUGUACAUAUUGUGAGCUCCUGAUUCCUUUUACUGUUGAAAUCACAAUUAUCAUAAGAUAUAUUUUGUAAGUUCAAAUAGUUGCUCCUUAGGAAUGCACAAGAAUGAUAAUGAAAUGAACCUUCAGAUUUCUAAGAAUAGUUUUCUUAGACAUUUUUCUUACAUAAUAUUCAUUUUUAAACUUCUGCUAUGACAUGGAGUAAACCUUCUGCAGUAGUGUAUGGGUAUGGUGGGCAUAUGUAUAAAUAUAAACAUUUGAAGGAAUUAAAAGGUAUAUUGCUCACAUUUACUUAUGGAUACACCUUUUUCUCAUUAACCUGCCUCAUAGAAGUAGCGUUUCAAAAUACAGCACCCAGGUUUAGACAGAUAGUAUAUUCGGACCUUCACAAGUAAUUAGCAUAGUGAAAGCAUCAUUUGCAUUCAUAUAUAUGCACGUCUGUGAAGAAGUUCUCCCUUAUAUAUUGGAAGGGCAUGGGAAACAGCAACUUGUACACCUCCUAUUGAAACCCCUGUGUGUAUUCAUACACACGCAAACAGACACAUCUAGUUUUUGCUCUUACUGUUUUUUAUCAGCAUGGCAGUUAUCACUAAAGUUAAGCCAUUUGGCUCUAAUUUUAAAAGUUAUAACCUCUAAAAUGUAUUCACAUAGUCCCUGCUAGGUCUGUUAGAAGCUUUAAAUAUAUUUAAUUUACAUGUCUUUACAACAUUUAGAAGUCUUUUGACUGACUACAUACAUUAGUGAUCUUAACAUGUUAUUGGAUAUGUUAAAACUCAACGAAAUCAAAUUAUAGGGCAAUCAAAUGCACAAAGAAAUGGAAAUAAUGACCACCAGAGUUUUGAAAUACAUCAGUCCAUUAUAAUGCCAUUCAGUGGAGUCAUAUCAUUUACAAAGACCUGUUAUAACAAAGAUAAUGUUGAAGGAGGUUACUGUGACUGGGAAACCAAGUAGAGUAGAAGGAUAUAAUUAAAGAGGAUAUCAUAGUGUUUACAGUGGGCAUGAAAUGUUAAUAUUAACAGACCACAGUGUGAUUUUUUGUUCCCUCAGUUAUGGGUAUGAAAAUACUCACAGAUCUAAUACAGGUCAGCUGUGUGUAUGUUCAAAUGAGAGAGGAAUGGAGCAAGGCAAAACAAAAGUAGCCACGAGGCUGCAAAAUUAUGACUACAAGAUUUGCUGAACAUUAAAAGAGAGAGUAAGUGAUUAUACUACCCAUGGAAGCUAGAGUCACGAUUCUCAAAAAUUCCCAGGAGAACUUCUCUGGAGGAUGGCAGGAUGAUCAGUUGUCUCCUUUUAGAGAUGUGUAAGAAAAUGUUGCACAUAAAAAUCAUUAAAAAAUAGCCCAAUAUUGGAAAAGAGAAGAGGCAGGAUACAGAAAAUGCUAUAGAUAUACUUUCCUGUUGGAUAGCCUAGCCUGACAUCUUAACUAUCUAUAGACAUUUAAAUAAUUUUAAUUUUACUGGCACAGCCAGACUAUAACAUGAAUCUUCAUGGCAAUUGCCUUCUAAACUUAAUAAGUAUUUGUUUUAGCAUAAUGGGGGUGUUUUGUAUUUACAUUACUUAUUUUAUUUUAGCUAAUUCCAGAUGCUUCCUUCCUUUUUGGCCAUUAAUAUGUUGCAUAGUAACAACAGUCCAGUAAACUAUCUGAGAAGCCAAAUGUGUUGGCAAGAUUUACCAUUCACUGAUCUACUGUUAAGUGUCAUUAAGCUAUUGUCACACACAUCCUUUCCCAUGCUAUAAAAAAUUAAGAAUACUAUCUCUGAAUAUAGAAGGGAACACAAUAACCUUAAAAAUAUUCAGGCUACACCAAAUGUUAAUCAAUUUCUUCAGAGUGGUCAAAGUAGGCACCACCUUACUCUGUUCACUUUUGUAGUAGAUAUAUGGCAGAUAUCCUUAGAACAGUUCAGACUUGUCUCAAAGACAUCAUCAAGAAACUUAAGCUGAAAUUAUUUUCUGUGAGAAAAUACUAAAACCUGAAAAGAAAGUAUAAAAAAAUACUUCUGGAUUUCUAAAGAGUUCCCAUUGCAUCAUACUCAUGAUGACUUGUGCAUAAAAAGAAUCUGUCUAAGUUUGGUCUUUGUACCAUUUGCCAAUCUGGAUCAUCCAAAGGCAAAAUAGAUUUGAUUUGUGCACUUCCAGCUUUGAUUCCAGUGUAAUUCCUCUAGCUGUUUUAUUUCCGGGUUUGGUACCAUCACCUGGCCUAUAUUUUAACCUACUCUGUACAUGAUCAGAAUAUGUAGAACCUGCUUGUAUACUACACGGCUGCAGGCUUGGCCAGCGAUCCAGCAAAAACUACAGUUAACAAACCUAAUUUUCUUAGGAGCUGCAGAGUAGUAAUGGGCUUUACAUAAAGUUUGUAUAAAGGUCUUCUCUAUAUAGCUGUUUAUAUAGCUUGGUCUAAGAUAAGGGACAUUUCUUAGCUUGCCAGCUGCAAAAGCUCUAAAACUGAUAUUAUAUUUAGUGACUGUAAAUAUUAGACAAAGUCUCAUAAUUCUGAACUUCUCACAUUGCAUUUUGCAGACUCAAAUGUCUGACUCGUGUUCUGGCCCUUGGCACUGAACAUGAAUAGCAGAUCAGUCAAGCAGACAGACAAGAGAUAUUUAACAGUCUUAAGUGAGACUUCUAAGGAGAGGGCAAUACUGAUGAAAGUGUUUCCCAUUUUUCCAUAUUUUGUAAACUGGGUUCAAAUCUUAGUCUCUUACAUAUUUGCACCUUCCUCUAUUUCAUAUGCUUUUAUAGUGUUUUCCUAUGCUGAUUCAGUCUAAACAAUGCAGGAACCUUUGACUGAUAUUUUAAAAAUUAUUUUGGGAGCAAGUGUGUGUGUCUGUGUGCGUGCAUGUGUGCACACAUAUACAAGUUUAUACAAAUGAUUGAUUUUUAAAUUAAAAUACCUGGGGCCUGCGAGCAGCAGCAGUGUUUGCAAUUGGUAACAAAAAGCUGUAACAAAAUAUUGGUGACAGUGAACAACUUCCCAGUUGUAGUAAAUUAGCAUUCUCUGCCAUAUAUGGCCUGAAGCUAUUUGCAGUCAUACUUACCCUGGUUUAAGGUCAGGAAGAUCAAAGGAUUCUUAUUGUCAAAGAUCUCAGACAGACCAAGUGUACAACUGACCUGUAUUUUUUUUUUUGCUCAUGAUUCAUUACACAGGAAAGCGUGGUCUGUUAAAAGUUGAUUGCUGGGUUUUGGAUCAGGCAGGCUAGGCUCAUGUAAUGAAAUUCAACUUCAGUAGUUUUAGACUGUGGCUAUUCCUGCAGCUGUAUUGAAGCAAUGUUUUCUAUGAUCACAUUUAAAAAUAUGUAUUUCAGCUCCGAGCCUAGAAUUCCUAAGUAGCAUAGGACUGAAUACAACCUUGUGUUUCUAUUGUUUUCGUUAAACUAUGGGAAUGUCCAUCUCACAAUGUUAAUACAGUUGAAUAAAACAGAUUAUAGUGCCUCCCUACAGCCAAAAAAAAAGGUUUGGGGCAAGGAUCCAAGCUACAGGUGGUGAGACGAGACUCAGGAUCCAACCUUCACUGGUUUCAACUAGAUUUUAAUUUAGAAAUGUUCCAGCAAACUAAGGAUUGGUGGUACAGAAAGGUCUGCUAAUAGCUGUCUUGAAUCUUAGCCGCUCUCAACUGUGUCUUAAUCUAAAAGCAAAGAAAACACCUCUGCGAUGGUCAUGGCAGUAAACACACAAUACUGAAAAUAACCCCAUCUCCCACGGUCCAUUGUCCUGGGAAAUGGUAUUGGGAGGAAGGACAGGAGGUCUUCUGCCAGGUAUAGUAGCCUGUAUGAAUAGUUUAGAGUAUAUUUGCAGUGUGGGGGAGGAAAGUGAUGAGUUCAGUGGCAAAGAUACUGUAGACCCUAGGAAGAUGUCAGUGGACUUUGGAGGGCUGGUGCUAUGCUAUGCCAUGCCUUGUCUUUUUUUUUUUAAUUCUACUUUCUCUUUGUGGGAGAAUAUCAGAAUUAUUGAAGCUACCUGCAGACAGGUCUAUACCCAAUGUAAACUGGCCUAUGAAGUCAAAUAGGAUGACUAUAGCAGUUAAGGACCUGUUUCCCAGACCACUGAAUCAAUGUUCUGAAAGCUUUAAGCUUGUAGCAUGUGCUCUUAAUGAUGUGAAAUGUUUAAAACCUGAGAUAGAGUUCAGAUAAAUAAGUGUUCCUGGAAAUUAGCCUGGGCCAGAACUGUCUAAUUUCUACUGUUGCAAAACAGUGACUCCCGGAUUAACAUAUCUCCUGGACUGGAGAGCUGUAGAGUGCAGGAGGCAGUGUGCAGUUUUUCUUUAACUCUAUUUCCUCUCUUCUCUACAGUACCACAAUUCCAAACAAAAGCAUUUUGGCCCACCCAUAUCCGUUAGUGGCAGGCUGACCUAUCUUUCCCUUGGAUAAGUCAGCUUGCUGCCACUGAGCCAAACAUCCCAAACUCAACUUUCCAUGGGCUCAGAAGACUCAGAAUGUUCUACCAGAAUAGAUUGUCAGCCUUAUUAGAUUUACUAGCUUAUGCUGCUUUGUGUCAUGAUGACCUGAGUGUUGAGCACAGGGUUUGUUUUUAAUUUAAUUCUCCGUUUUCCCAUUUAAAGAUAAAAGGAAAGAAAAUAAGAUUGUUUUAAAAAAGCCUGUUAUUUACAUGACAGCCCAGUUUUACAAAUGAACUUAUUCUGGAGUAUUACCAAGAAAAUAGAUUGCAGCUAGUGGCAUCUGAAGCCAUGGCAUACCUUGUCACAAUCCUUCUACAGAAACACAAGAAAAAGGUUACUGUCACAGUCACAGAUUUCAAAUAUGAAUUGUGGGUUUACAUUAGGAAAAAAAUGAUCAAUACUUGGCAGGGACCAAUCCACACUGAAUUAAGUCUCCUGAUCCUGUUAAGAACGCGCAUAACUUUUAGUGCAUGAACAGUCCUGUUAGGUAUUUUCUGGUUUCAGGCCCAUGCACACACAAAUUUCUAAAAAAGUUUUUAUGGAGUAAAAGGAUGACUAGGAAUAGAAAACUUCCAAGUUCAGGGUGCACCCAUGAGAAAACCAUCAUCCCAACAUUCUCUUAAACCAUGCAUAGCCAUGUGUUCAGUUUCCUCUACAGGCACAAUAGUUUAACCAGUUCAGCCUUUAGGCGCUUCGUCAAAAGGUCACAAUACCCCAUUUAAAUAGUUUCAGCCCGGUAUAUUUUCUGAUGGCUCAAUUUAAAAAUCCUGACAGAUUUCCAAAUAGAGUUCUCUGUGUCUAUGCUGUAUUCUUUCAAUAAAGUUCCCAGGAAUCAAAAAGCCAGCAUUUAACGUUCAUCAGACCCAAAUAUUAGACUGAAAGGGAAAUGUCUACAUGGCACAGUACACAUCAUGAUCACAACCUCAAAAUCUGAGGUAAUUUUGCAGAACUCAACUUUGUGAAACCCUGAUGAGACUUUUAGGCAGGACACUUUCUAUCAUGCACAGUAUACUGGACAUAAAUUUCUCAGAUAUGCCUAUUUUAUAUUUGCAUGAUAAAAACACAUUUGUAAUAAUAUGUUUUUCAUUGGCCCCAUGUACUACCUCUGACUCUAUAGAGACUCCAGUGGGAGCCUGGUCAUCUUUGUAUUGCAACACCAUCCAAGAUUGAUGGCUGUAAUUCUCAUUAAUGGCUCUGAUCCUAGAAGCUGAUUUGCUUGAGCAACACCAGAAUGGCUACAUGGAAUCUCAUGGAAAUAAACAAGGCUCCAAAUGUGCUCACGUACUUACCGUUCAAGAUUGGGGCCAACAUGCAGAAACCCUUGUUAAAAAGGAGGGUAUUUGGAUUUAAAACACUUGAUUCAUUAAAAAUUAAGUCUUAAAAUCCAGGUUACUAAAUCACUGCUAUUACAGACUUUCUAAAAGAGACUUCUGACCAGAUUUUUCUAACUAUUAUUUUUGAUAUUACAUAUUCCCUAAACAUUGUCAAUUUUAUGUUGAAUUCUUAUAAGAAAUCUAAUCCCGCAAGCCAUCCGGCUACUUUUUUUUAAAUCUUCACAUAAACCUUUAGAAGCCAGAAAUCCAAAUGUUCUAAAUUGACGUAAGUGAACAAAUCCAUUUAAAAUGUUAUUGAUUGCAGCAGUUGCCAAGGGUCUCCAAAAGUAAGGUUAAAGCCCUCAUUCUGAGAGAUACUAUCUCAUGCAGUGACUUGUUAUGACAGCUGUGGGAGACAAACUAUGGAAAUACUUGAUUAGUUUUAUUUUCAAAUAACAUAUGCAUUUUGGAUCCAAAGAUUUUGAUAUAAUAGAGUCCUCUUGCGCUAACACAAGAGGAUGCAAUUUAUAAGCCAGCCAAGAGACAGCUGAAUCACAUAUUAGUUCAUGCAUUUUACCUUCAUGUGUGGAACUAAGUGCCUCAAGAUGUUCUCAUCAGAAUUCAUUUAUUUAGACAGUGUUCUGGUUCCAACUGGAUGCUCAGCUGUGUGAGAUUUCACCUGUCUUUGUCAGAGAUGCAAUUUACAUCUUUCAAAUAGGGAAAUAAAAUUUCAAGGAGGGACAAACAAAUGCUAACAAAGAUUGUUAUUUCACUAUGAGACGGCUUCUGUUGCCUUUAAAUGCUCCUAUGGGAGCAUCACAGCUGAAACUGGAGCUUUGUGUUUGGUCUUGCUAAAGGAAAGAGUAUGCCCUAUAUUAUCUUCUGAGAUAUUGACAUCAUUUCUACUAAUAAAGCAUGGCAGCAUUUUAUUUGAUAUAGAUAAAGGUGUAUUAUUUUAAUCGGGGUAUGCAGCAUAUUGCCUCUCAAGUUUCCCCUUAAUUAAAAUGCCCAUGUGUAUGCCCCAAUGAUGCUGCUAUGCUACACAGCUAAGCCUUUUUCUAUCAUCCUGACACCAUGUCAGAAGGAUGUUAAAUUUACUCCCUUGGAACUAUAAGAGUUGUGCUCCACCUUCUGGUCCCAUGGGCCAGAAAAAUGGCACAGAGCCAGUUUCUGGACCAGGUCGAUCUGCUGACCAAAUUCCACAGGCAGGGUCAGCACAUGAGUUCGAUCUGCUGGUGUGAUUCUACAUGCUGGCCUGGUCCCACAUGCUCAGUCUGGUCAUGUAAUGAUCCCAUACACUGAUGUGAUCUGGCCCUUGGGCUCCCUUUGGGCUGGAUGACACAGCCCAGUGGGCCAGAUUCGGCUUGUGUGCCAGAGGGUGAGCACCACUGGACCAUGACAAUUGGAGAAUUUGGGUUUCCCAAAAAUUUUAAGGGGCAUGAAGACUGUAGAGCUUAAAUUGUAAUCAGUUUUUCACCUACCAACACCCAUUUUUCAUCUUUUUUUUAAACCCUAGCUUAAUCCAUAAAUAUGCCAGACUCACCUCUUCCAACAGUUUUAUAUGGAUACAACUCCAUUAACUUCAACACUUACAAUGAGUUUUCAGGGUUGAGAAAGGAAAACCAGUACAAUUCAAUUUAAAUUUUACAUAGAGCCAGAUUCCAAUACCUUUACACCUGCAAAAUAGGGCAGAUCAAAAGUUUUAUUCAGCUUAAGAGAAUCAGUAUCUUGCCCUUUAAAAAGAAUGGUUAGAGAAAUUCUGAAUACAUUUUCUAGGGCAUAUAGAAAAUCUUUAUAUUUGAAACAUGCUAAAGUAUCCUCUGAAUGUCCAUAUACAUGUAACAAAAUUAGACCUUCCAGAAGCACAAAAUAGUGGUUACAGCCUAGUUUGGGGAGUCAAAGGAGAUGUGAUUUACGUUUUGUUGGCAUGCUGUUUAUCUUCUUUCUUCCUCAUGUCUGUAUUUUAAAACAGAGAUGAUAAUCCUUCUGCCUGUCACACAGAUCAUGUGGUUUAAUUCACUAGCACUUGGUAAGGGCUUUGAGACCCUAGGAUGGAAGACUUGAGAAUUGCCAAAUACUGAAUUUUAUUUGAAGAAAUAUUUGGACUGAUGUUCAUACUUCUGAUGAGUGUAACUGAUGGAUGUGAAUUUUCAAUAUAUUGUUAUUAUUUUUAUAUAAAACAGACCUGAAGCUUGUAUGAGAUUUCUGUAUUUUCUAGUGAAGAGGAACUGGCAUCUUUAUAUUUGUAUGUCUGACAGCUUUCAAGGAUUUUUGUAACGGUGUUGUCUAGCUAACGUUGUGUCAUAUCCAAUAAAUUGGAGAUGUGUUUACCUUUCA